Phaeoacremonium minimum UCRPA7 is the source of this 501-nucleotide messenger RNA. RefSeq names its product putative fatty-acid amide hydrolase protein. Bases 1 to 501 code for a protein of 166 amino acids. Lineage: Eukaryota; Fungi; Ascomycota; Sordariomycetes; Togniniales; Togniniaceae. The record is from RefSeq and is a predicted model, not a curated record. The transcript has 3 exons.
AUGUUUGUGGCAGACGGCGGGCUUGCAAUCAGGGCUGAAGUCGAGCGCGGCGGCGAACCGUGGCGCCCUGAGAUGGCGGGAUAUGAGACUGCUACGGAGUUGGGUACGUCUGCCAUGUGGAAGUUGCACCUUGAGCGUGUUGACUUCCAGAAGCGAUAUCUCGACCGGUGGAAUGCGGCUGGUAUCGAUGCUAUUCUUGCGCCAACAACACCUUUCAGCACCGUGAAACAUGGAACCUUCAAACACGUCGGAUAUACCGGUGUCUAUAACAUUCUGGACUACUCUUGCGUUUCCUUUCCCAGUGGCUUUUCCGUUGACAAAGACAUUGACGUGGGUUUGGGAGACUCACACGUACCACUCGGUGACGUGUGCAAGAUAAUUCAUGAAGAAUACGACGCGGGUGCAGUUCAUGGCAUGCCUAUCAGCCUUCAGCUCAUUGCCCGGCGACUGGAAGAGGAGAAGGCAAUUUCUACCGUCAAGAAGAUCUUAGAAACAGUCUGA